Molecule: messenger RNA, 8098 nt
Organism: Porites lobata
Lineage: Eukaryota; Metazoa; Cnidaria; Anthozoa; Scleractinia; Poritidae
Source: the annotation of a GenBank genome assembly
GUUUGGCGGCCAUAUUUAGUGGUUCAGAAGUGACGAGGAAACUUUGAACCCCCCUCUAAAACAACUUCCAAAACAAUCACUUCCGUCCACAACAAAUGAGUGAAAACUUACUUCCUGUUGAGCCGAGGAAAAAACAGUAAGUUUAGGUCGACUUGCCAUGGACCUUGGAGAAAAUUCCACUUUGCACGCCGAUACAGCGCUGGAAAAUGGAACAACGUGCGCCACGGCUACUGCCUUAGCGCAAGUGCUGGACUCGCAAGCUAUCUCUAGUACCUCUCUCGCUACCUUCUCUGUCACCUCUGUUCCCGGCUCGGCAGGUUUGGCUGUUUUAACUCCAUCUCUUGAUGGUACAACAACUGUUACGUCUCUGCCAGGCUUUACGCUGUCUAGCUUUGAUUCGGUGGACGUGAAGAAUGUCAGUGAAGCCAGUGAAUUAGCUGUUGCAACUGUAGGGGAAGAUGGCAGGUUUGUUCCCAAGGAUUAAGUACAGUACGUAUAUAUAUGAUUGAGCUUAUGUAAAAGUCGGUAAGAGAGAAAUUCAGUGUUAACUUGUCUUAUGUUUUCAGUAAUUGAAAAUUGCAUGUAGGUAUAUUUUGACUGAGACUUUUAAUAUCCAUAAAUCUUGCAUUUUAAACAAGUGAUAAACUAUAUUCAGAUGUACAUCAGUAAACUUGCACCUCAGACAUAAGCAGCAUGCUGUAAGCUUUGGUUGUAGUUGAUAUAUUAAACUUUAUGAUGCUGGUAUCGACCGUGCAUAGUCCUCCAUGAAUCAGAAGAUUUGAUCAAUCUUUAUACAGUCUCACAGUCACUUUGACUCAUGGCUGAAACUUAGAGUCUGCGGCAAGCUGGUAAAGACAUGCCAGCACUGGGAACAACUACAAGUCUUAGCCCAUUCCUGGGAUACCAACCUCUGCAAAGAUUUUCUCUUUUGCACUACCCCAACUUCCACGGCUUUUAGGUAGAACAGAGUUCCUAUUUUUAUAUACGGAUGUAAAUUUGAUAAGAUUACUGUGUUUAAAUAAAGUUUUGCUUCCUUCCUUCCUUCCCCCUUGACAAGUAACUCACCAGACCCAGACACCCACUCAUGACCCUGACAGAGCCCUUUUUUCAUGAACAUUAAAUCUUGUCAACUAGACUUAGAGUUUUUUGGCCAAAGUCACAAAAAGUUGACAAAAAUAGCAAAGGCACAUGAAAAAUUCUGCUGCCAAAAACCAUGACAUGACUCUGAGAAACAUAAUAAUUUUUGUGGGAUCUGAGAUUGAAAUAUCCUUUGCGUAGCAGCAUUUUAUUCUUGUUUUUAAUCCAUGCAGCCUCCAUUUUGCAUCAGCCACUCACAAUGCAGUUACCAGUUAUCAUGCACCACAAGGAAGCCAGUCUUUGCAAACAUCUGAAGCUGAUUUUGUAUCAGACCUUAGUCAAGGUGAGUUAUGACCAUCACUCUGAAGUGUAGGCACAUCCCUAGUUGGACUGCCGACUCCAAGGCAGUAUGCUCAUUGACCAGUAGCAGAUCUAGAGGACAGGCCCUGGGACCCAGUAUAACCUUCUUUUAUGGUCUGAGGUGUCAGUCAUCUCUUUGCAACCCUCCCCUUCCCCCAUUGGGGGGAGGGAGGGGUGGGUACAGAGAUGGCUGAUGUUUCAGACUACAGUUGAACCUUUGGGUGUGCGAAUGUUUUUGCUUGCAAAAACGCCGUGUUGAAACACCUGAAGAGAUGAGGAAAUGGGAUGAGUCAAAAAGGCGGGGGUUUGUGGAGAGAGAAGAGAAAACAUUUUUUUCUCCCCUCCCCUUCCUCCUUUCCUUUUUUUGCCCUAGCACCUACCCCUAAGGGUUACUAUUUUUACUCUCCCUAAUCUUCCUCCAUCAUAAAAUCAAAGAUGGUGGCUACAACAAUACAAACAUAAACAAGCAGCUUUCGCCCACCAAAAAUACGCCUGCACUGCAGGCUAUUAUAGAGGUUGGCCACUCCAUAAAGAUUCAUCAUAAAGUCAUGAAAUAAACAUGUGACAGAAGUGGCAUUUACUGGUCCACAAUCAGUCGUUACCUUCUAUUGCGGACUAUUUGUAUUUUCCUUCAUUGUUAGUGUAUCAGGCACUUGAUGAUGGUGUCAUAGAGUUGGCAAUAAAAGGAGCACUCUCAUCGAUUUAAAAUACUUUUCUACACUUAUUUCAGGACUUGGAACACUGGCUGCUAAUUAAUAGAGGUUCAACUGUACUUAACUCUUAUUUUAGACAUUAAAACUGAGACCCACGGGACUGAGGUGCUGAGAUCCUUUUUUUCCACCAGAGGACACACCCAUCGUACCUCAAGGUCCAUAUCCUCCCUGUGCACAUUUAGAGGGAUUUAGGAGGGAAGAGUGGGUUAUGAUCAUCAGGAAUUUUGAAGAAGAAAUUACCUGUAUACCUGUUGUUCUUCAAAAUCAUCCUCUAAUUUAUGAUUUCAGUGGAAAUUCUGAGUGGAGGAGAGAGUGAAGGAGGUUCUUUGGAGGAAACUGUCUGCCAAGAAACUCAAACACCCCAAGCUGUCUCAAACUCUCAUGGUGAUGUGGAGAAGUCAGUGGUAAGAAAAAACUGAAACUUGAAAACUUUAUUUUUACUCGAGGGUCUGGAGCUUAUUAGGCUCCUAGCUUAAGUAGCUAAUGAGUCGAGGUUAAAAACAAGCAAAGAAGAAAUGAAACUGAAUUUAAACUAUUUACAUCAUAAUGCGAUAUUGUUGACAGAUAAUGAUUCUAAAAGGUACAAUAUUAAUGAUAGUCUAACAGUUACAUAAAGAGCAGUUACAUGCGUCAAAUUCUUUCUGAUGCGUGUUACAAAUUUUUUAAGGGUCGGAGAAGUUCUUAGUUCAUCAUGUAGAGAGUUCCAGAUUUUUGGUCCAUAGUACCUAAAGGUGUUUAGUCCAUACUUGCUGUGGUGAUAACUCUGGGUUGUACAAGAAUCAAUUCACCCCGUAAAUUACGUGAUUUACUUCUAAGCGUCAGCAGAUUGCGAAGUGGAGUAGGUGUUAUUCCAUGAAUGACUUUAUAGAUAAGAAUACACAUGUCCUGGACUCUCCUGUCGUGCAGAGAAGGCAUGUUUGCUGUUUCCAGUAGAGUAGCAUAAGUAUUAGCAUUGUCAUUAAAAAUUAAUCGUAGACCCCGCUUGUUCAGUUUUUCAAGUUUGUCUGAUGCCGUUUUUCCACAGUGCAUCCACACUGUGGAACAAUAGGUGAAAUGAGGUAAAAUGUAAGCCUUAUAUAGCGUGAGUUUAGUUUGGAUGCUUAACAACUUUCUAAAGCGACUGAUGACUGCGAUCUGCUUGCUUGUCUUUUUGCAUAUUGAAGCUACAUGGUUGUUGAAAUUCAGCCAUUCGUCUAUGUGCACCCCCAGUAAUUUGCAGGAGGUGGAGGGCUCUAUCAAUGUUCCAUCGACCGAGAAAUUGAUUUUCUCUUCCUCUGUUUGGUUGUGUUUGGGAUUGUAAUGUUUUAGUUUUAACAAUCAUGCAAAAUAUUGAUAUUGGAAUACUGAAAUCUAAAAUGCUUUACAUGUACUUUUGCUUUAAUCGUACUGACUUGUAUCCUGGGGGAGGAACCCAUUCUGCCAGAAGAACGACGGGGAUGCUUUUCAGACAAUUAGAAGACCAUAUUAUUAGAAGUCGGAUUAUUAGGAAACCAAUCUUUGCAAGGAUUGAGUAGUUAACUUAAGAUAACUACAAACAAGUGUUAAGCUACUCUUUUGGCUGUCACUUUUAGAAAAAGAAAGGUGGUUGGCCAAAGGGAAAGAAGAGACGAAAAACAUUCCGUGACAGCAAUGCACCCAAAGCUCCCCUGACUGGCUAUGUGAAGUUUCUCACUGAACAGCGAGAGAAGGUUAGGGCCGAAAACCCCGAGUUGAGUUUUCCUGAAGUAACAAAGUUACUUGGUGCCCAGUGGAGUAAGUUGUCUUCUGAAGAAAAGCAGGUUAGAACAUGUUUUUGUCCUUCUUCUUGUUUCUUCAAGACUAUAAACCUGUCAACUCCUUAAAUAGUGGUAAAAGAAAAUAUUUGCCAAAAAAAAUUCAAAUAUUCUUUUUUUAGUAAAAUCCUAAGAAAAAUUGUAAUAUGCAGAAGUUUUAUUUGAAUGGUAACACCACAGGAUUUCGUCCACAGAUAUAAAUUAUAAUCUUGCCAUAAUAAUCUUGGUCUAGUAUUGAAAGGUUAAGCUGGUACUUGUGUAAGCUGGCCAAAAUUACAUGUCAGUCUAUGUGACCUCUAGGCUAAAUCUUUGCACCUGGCAAAAGGCAAUAUGCACAUGAUCAUGCUUGUGCUGUUGCUGUUUUUUUUUAGCAGGGAGGGGGUGUUCAAGUUUAACUUCUGGUUCGCUAGGAAUAAUAAUCUUAUUUCGCCCUUUCUGAAAUUCAAACAAAUGAUUUUUAAACUACAUGUAUGCUCUUUCACCCGUAAUGACAAAACUCCAACCUCUUGGACAAACCAGAGGGAUUGCUUAUACUUUGUUGCAAGGUGCAUGGAUACAUUGACUUCUAACUCUAAGUUGUGUUAUAAUGACAGUUCAGUAGAUAAGCAAAUAUCCCUGUAUUAUUCCAGGUUUACAUAUAACCUACAAUCUCAGACAAAAAUCUUGAAUCACUUUGGAAAAAUUUCGCUCCGUUACGUUCCCCCACCCCCUUUUGCGUUGCAGCGGGAAAGGGAAGUGCAUAAGUGUUUCAAGGAUUUUUAGCGAGGAUUGUAGCCUUCACCAGCAGCUACUGACAAUAUUUUUUUACUUUUUCUCUGAAGAGAUAUUUAGAUGAAGCAGACAAGGACAAAGAGAGAUACAUGUUGGAGUUGGAAGCUUAUCAAAAAACGGAUACUUACAGAAGCUUUUUGAAGAAGCAAGCAGAAAGAAAGAGAAAAAGUUAGCUACUCUUGUUCCAUUAUUCUGGUCUUAUCAUAAUGAGAAGUGGUAGCCUGCGUAGCAUGACGGUUUUGGUUUUUUCGUGGCUACGCCGCUCCUGCGCCCGGCUCGACAAAACCGCCAUGCUACGCAGGCUAGAGAAGUGGAAGACGACUGCUAGGCGAAGACCGAGUAGAUUCUUAUUGAGUGCUCAUCAAUUGUCAUUUCUUUGCUUUUUUCAGAUUUAGAGAACCCCAAUGGAUUCGACUCUAUUUCAAACGGAAUCGAGGUAACAACAGCAAUUCUGUCUGUGAAUGAAGAAAUGGCGUCCACGGCACGUAAUGUCAUUUUUAAGAAAAGAAUAACUCUUGUCUUUGACCCGCUUUUGUGUUACUCCUUAUAUCCGAGCCUACUAAAGAGUUUUAUUUAUAUAUGACUUCAUGAAAACGAAACAUUCAAAACCCACGCAUCUCUUUACCGUGUCGUCUGUAAAAAUAAUGUAACUGACACUGAAAUUAAAUUGCACUAAUUGAGUGUAUACUGAAAAUGAUGAUUGUAUAAGUGAGCUGUUUGUGGUCUCAUGUAGCUCUGUGCAGAGGACGAUCUCUAUUGCAAGCCGUGUAAUCAGUACUUCAACAACCUUCACAACAAGAGAGAGCACAUUCUUGGCCGAAAGCAUAAGCAAACGGUAUCAGGAAAGUUAAACGAAAGCGAAGAAGAGGAAGAUUUACCAGGAUUUAACGCUCCCGUCUUCACUGAAGAGUUUCUAAAACACAAUGAAAGUAAGUGCUGUUUCCUGUUACCCAUGACCAACCUCUCUUUGUGUUGGAAAAAGCCUACUAAAUCACUUCACAUUCUACCUAAAAAGAAGAACACUGACAGUCUGUUUAUGUGAGGUGAGUCAGCCCAGUCUAAGCGAAGUCUGACUGGAUAAGAAUGCGGAGCGUAGUGUAAACGCACUUGAGCAAAGCACACUAGCUUAAAGCGUCAGAUUCGAUGAGAACCAUAGUCUCAUUUCGCGUUUAAAAUUAUCGCUGAAUACAAACACCAAGUACAGAAUGAUACAGGUCAGCCUCGACCUAAAAAUAUAUUAUUCACAAAUGCCAGGAGGAAGAAACCUGAUCUUUAGAUAGAGGCUAACCCUGUAAAAAUUCAUCUUGAUGCCUUUUAUUGAAGCGGUAAUGACACAACUCGAAACAGAUGUAUUAAAGUUUUUAUGAACACUAAUGAGAACCAGGGAAAAGCAUUAAACCUGGUGAGUUGAUAUAGGAGCGUAUCAGUGAGAAUUGUGAAGGCAGCGCUUAAGGUCCAAGUAUGAAUAAACGAAGACUAAGCAGAUCAUCUGCUUCUGAGUGUACACGAGUGGAAGAGAGGACGUGAGUUUCGCAUUUGAUGAAGGGCUCAUUCAAAUCCCGUCAUCUUUUGAAACUCUCGCGAUUAAAUAAGUUGAUUUCCCCCUUUGCAUUUCAGUGCGUGAAGAAGAACUAAGACAACUCCGCAAAGCGGCAACAGAAUUUGAGGAACAAAAUGCAGUCAGUUCCAAACACGUGGAGAACUUAAAACAAGCAAUAGCAAAAAUCGAAAUGGAAACAAACCAACAAAGAAACGCGAACAUGGUUUUACAUAAUCACUUAAGUAAUCUCCGAGCUGCGCUUGUUCAAGCUUUUGCGAACUUGGUCUUGCCUGGCUCAAACGAGGUACCAACGUUAGAUACUAUAGACUCUUACAUGGCAAGACUGUAUUCAGUCAUUCUGGAUUCUCCUCAAGAGAACGAGGGACUCAUCACCAAUGUGCGAGAGAUUGUGUCUCGUCUUGGCGGCUUUCCAAAGUAAGUUGUGUGAGAUACAUAAUUUGGUGUAUAGUUGAAUACUCAAAUAGUGCCGACGUCAGAGUUUCAGAACCUUUAAGCUUCUUGAUUUUUGUUGUUAGCCUGCGCAGCUGGUGGGAUUCUCGGCAGGUAGCUGUAAUUCCCACGGGUAGCGAAUCCGAGCUUAAAAUUAUAAAUAUCUAUCAUCACCCACAAUACGUUUGGCAUUGCUGAUUCAAGCACUAUGUAGAACGCGUGUCGCCUACGAACCCCCACUAAAUGGCGCAAAAUGUCCCCCCAUAGCUCAAGGUCCACGGAAUCAAACCUGUAAUGUAUGGAAGGGGGGUAUGAGGUCUAGCGACCUUUCCUCUGCCCUGCACAUCGCGAAGUUCUUAAUGUAGGAGUUUGCUAAAGAACUCGGAAAUUGUGCACCUAAAGCGACACAUUAGAGUUUAAAACGACUUUUCGAGCGGUUUCAGUUCUUGACGUAUACUGUUAUUUAUUUCUGUCAUUUUUUUUUCCUUUUGCAGCGAUGCGGACAAAGGUUUGAGUUUAUCGGAAUAGAGACGAAAACCUUCGCAUGUUUUCAUCAAGGAGGGGUUGUGCUCCCCCAGCGAAACUUAGGGAGCCUUUCUCUGGAAACACGACCAGGAAAUGAUAAAUAAUACCGCGGCCAUCAAUGGUGCUGCAUGGUGCUGUCUGUGUUUGAAGGUUGUGCCAUUCCCCUUGUUACUCGCGGGGGAAAGUGAAGAAAAACUGAAGUUAUUAUUUGUCUCAAAAACAAACUUAGUUGUUUUUGAUUAUGGUCGUUGGAUUGUGUCGACUGUGAUAACGGUACAAGUUGGAAACGCUGCACUUAGACUUGUCAGAUGCUUUCCACAGUUCUACCAGUGCAAAAGUCGUCUCUCUUUAUACUGAUUUCAUGGAUCCUUUGACGCAGUUGUGUAAAUUUAUUAUUUAAAUUUUCAAUAUCGUCUUGUUUCUCAUGCUGUAGGGAACAGCAACGAAAAACAAACGCUGUAAAGCCUUUGUAAGAAAGCAUGCGGGCAUGCGAAAGUAGUAAUAACUACAGGAUAUUAAUCUCCGGUACCCAAGUGCCAGGUUUCAUAGUUCUACUUCAGACAAAACGACUGCUUGGGAAGCUAAGGGGAGGUCAAGUCUUUUCAUUGACUGAGUAUUUCCAAGAAUUAUUCCCCUAAUCGCGAAUGUCAAGGAAUCAGUGGUUACCCGACCGCACUGCAUCCCGGGAAUAAAUAUCCUCGUGUUUGGUUCCGAAAGAAUUCUUGACUCAGUAGGAAAGCUUGUGCGUCGUUUGUUGAAACGAUAGAUGCGUUGUAACAUUAAUUGGAGAGACGAGGACUUUAUUCUUAGUUCAAACUUUACUUAGAGUCUCGCUAAACUAACAAAAGUAAGUUACAAGACAAAAAGAAAGUUGAUAAAGAUUUUCAGAC